Messenger RNA from Protopterus annectens (West African lungfish), 1319 nucleotides. RefSeq lists its product as uncharacterized. NCBI's taxonomy places the organism in Eukaryota, Metazoa, Chordata, Ceratodontiformes, Protopteridae. The transcript has 7 exons. Gene Ontology annotation, biological process: hyaluronan metabolic process. The coding region runs from base 1 to 1065 and encodes 354 amino acids. Gene Ontology annotation, molecular function: serine-type endopeptidase inhibitor activity. The record is from RefSeq and is a predicted model, not a curated record.
AUGGGGGUUAGACACAUCCUCCAGGGCUCUUCCAGUACCUGGCACAAGUAUGGAAAAUCCAAACCUAUAGUUGCAGGGGUUGUUAGCAGCAAGAUACCCCUUACCAGACAUAGUAUUCUUUCUCUCUCCCCAGAUAUUUUACUUGGUAGUGAAGUUCAUAAGAAAAAGAAACAGAAGCUUAAUCAUACAUCUGAUAAUCAGAUUGUAGAUGUUUAUAAGGCUGAUGGGGUUUUCUUAGUUAAGAGUGUAAUGCAGAUAGCUAAUUUUGGUGGUCGUCUUCUCAUACAUGUCUCUAGUGCUAGUUUGGCUACAGACCUUUCUGUUGCUUCAGAGAAUGAUGAGGAAUCUGAUGAGGAAAGUGUCCAUAAAUAUUUUGCGGUGACCCAUGUCAAUAAAGAAGCUAUCCAGCCCAGAUUUUCAGUAAGUGAUUAUCCACACUUCAUCAUUCAACUAGAAGGAGGGAGUCAUCUCUGUCUGAAUAUUGGUGGAAGGCCAGGUUUACAGCCACUGUCCGUGCAACUGAUAAAUGACCCUAAAACAGAAAUUCAGGUAUUUGGUCAACUUUUACGUGCAGAUGGAAGAGGAAAGCUCCAGUCCUCCUUCAACAAGUUUAUUAUUAGGUAUGGUACAUCUAAGCUGGCAGUGUCAAGUGCUGAAAUUUCAUUGGAAAAUGGGGAACACAUCCAUCACAGUCCUUGGCCCUUCUCAGCCACUUAUUAUUAUGACAGGCUGAAAUUCACAACUGAGCUUGGAAAGAUACUCAGAAUUACACUUGAUGACAAGGUGACUCUUGUGAUUGUGGUUUAUGAAGGAGAUUCCCUGGCACUGUACGUAGAUAGUCAUCCAUUUUCUGAGGCAACAACAGGGCUGAUUGGUCAGUUCUACAAUGGAGCAGAUAUUUCCAUUUUGGUGAAUGCAGGCAACAAACGCAAAAUUAUCUAUGGAGCCAUUGAGAACCCAGUCACCAGGGAAAUGUGGAAGGAUUACAGACCACAAAAAUCAUCGUCAUCUAUCUCAUGCUGGGUUCUGCAGCUGCCCUUGAGCACACUAGAGCUUCUGAAUUAGCAUCAACUGAAUUGUUACUAAAUUUAGAAUAGUUUUCCACAAACUGCUCUGUGUAAAAUAUUGGUACUCUGACUUACUUAUUUUCAUAAGAAAAAUAUAAAAUAUAGUAGAAUGUGUGAUGUUGAAUAUAACCAUACAAUCAGUUGUAUAUUAUUUUACUUGAAAUGAACCAUUUACUGAAUUACUUAAGGUAUCAUGAUGUUAUUUUUCUGUUCCCUUAACCCUUCCUAUUAAACAUUGUUAUUGAUAUAUCA